GUGUGUGUGCGCGCGUGGUGUGCAGAGUGGCAGAAGUGCGCAUGCGCAGCGACACCACGCCGGAGAUGAGCCGUUGACAGGUCUGGGUUUUUAGGCCGUUUUGCAGCUGAGGCCAGUCCAAUGGAGUGGGCCCGCCGGCUCAAGAUCAGGGAACUCGGCGCGGAGCUCACCUGCUACCUCUGCAACGGCUACUUCGUGGACGCCUUCACCGUGGUGGAGUGCCUCCACUCGUUUUGCAAGUCCUGUAUCAUAAAGCACGUGAGAAAAAAAUGUUCCUGUCCAAGAUGCGAGACGCAGAUAAACCAGGCUCGUCUGACGGCGGCAUUAAGGCCUGACCAGACCCUGCAGUCUGUGGUGUACAAACUGGUGCCCCGUCUCUUCAACGCCGAGAUGCAGCGGCGGAGAGAGUUCUACGGGCGCCACCCGCGGAGAGAUCGCAGCCUGUCGCCGGAGAGGCGUGGUGACGUCAGUUCCCAGCAGUUUGUGUGCACGCUCACCGACCCCAUCAGCUUCAGCCUCGAGUACUACAGCCAUGGUGGCGAGGAGACCGCACUGCCUCCAAAACGGUUCUUCCAAGCGCCGGCCAGCCUCAGCGUGGGUCACCUGCGGAAGCUGCUGACCAUGAAGCACGGCCUGGCCACAUCAGCCCAGCUGGACAUCUUAUACGGCGGGGAUGUUCUACGGGAUGAACUCAUGAUCCUGGACGUGACCUGCAUGUACAGCUGGGAACGGAGGCAGGUCUGA
Messenger RNA from Pollicipes pollicipes, 744 nucleotides. Its product is annotated as polycomb complex protein BMI-1-A. The record is from RefSeq and is a predicted model, not a curated record. Gene Ontology annotation, molecular function: promoter-specific chromatin binding; metal ion binding. Bases 121 to 744 code for a protein of 207 amino acids. Lineage: Eukaryota; Metazoa; Arthropoda; Thecostraca; Pollicipedomorpha; Pollicipedidae. Gene Ontology annotation, biological process: negative regulation of transcription by RNA polymerase II. The transcript is spliced from 8 exons. Gene Ontology annotation, cellular component: PRC1 complex.